GCAUAUUCGCACUCACACUGGAGAACGUCCGUAUAGGUGCAAAGAUUGCGGCAAAAGUUUCUCCCAAAAAGGAAACCUUAACACCCACGCAAAAACUCACAACACAUUGAAGCCAUUUGCUUGCAAUUUUUGCACAAAACGUUUCUCUUCGAAGCGUAGCUUGAUGAGUCACUUGACAUCUGAACAUGUGUAGUUUGAAGGUUGUUAUUCUUGUGCAAUGCUUUAACUAAAAGAAUAUCAUGAAAUAAUGUUUGCUGUAGCUAUUUAUUUUUCAUUGUAUUAUGAUGCAUUCGAUUGUGGAGUAAUUACAUUGAAAUGGAUAAAUGAAAGUGUUUUUUCAUUCUGUUGAUGCUUCAAACUCUCUCUGUGGCCUAUCAGUUCUCAAAUGUGAAGUAUGUGGCAAACUUUUUUCAGCCAAAUCAACCCUCGAGAAGCAUAUGCGCAUUCAUACGGGAGAACGACCAUAUAGCUGUAAAGAUUGUGGUAAAAGCUUUGCUCAGAAAGGAAACCUUAAUACACAUCUUAAAAUUCAUACAGGAGAAAAACCAUUUGUUUGUGAUUUUUGCGGAAAACGCUUCACUUCAAAGAAUCGCCUGUUGUAUCAUGCAAGAACUAAACACUUGGAUUUUCUACUUUUAGGAAAAUUGGUUUUAUAUGGGGCUUCCAAUUCUAGUCUUGUCUCAACUGCCCACAAGUGUAGUAUCUGCGACAAAACAUUCACUGCUAGUUCUCUUCUUGAUAUACAUUUUCGUACCCACACUGGAGAACGCCCUUACAUUUGUGAAGAAUGUGGUAAAAGUUUUACUCAAAAAGGAAACCUUAAUAUACACGUGAAAAGUCACGCUGGAGUUAAAGCAUUUGCGUGCAAUGUUUGUAUGAAAAGAUUCUCUUCGAAACAGGGCAUGCUGAAUCAUGCAGCUACUAUACAUAGUCUUUAAUAUUAGGCAUUUUAUUUCUAGUUGUAAUUUCUAUGCUAUGCCUUCAUUAAAAAAUUGAACUUAAAUUGCAGUUGAAUCCAGGUGUUCUGAAUGGGUUUUUUUCUGUGCAAUAUUAACAUUAUUUAUUAGAAUAUUUUAUUCUUAUUUGAUUUUUAGUGAUGCUUGUCAACCAACAAUCUUGACUUUUUCAAACAGUUCUAAUCUUUCUUUCUUGUAUUGUAUGUGGAAUAAUUUUUUUUACCCCCUUUCUUUUCCUGUAAAUCAUUUGAACUCAAUAUGUAUUCUAUUUAGAAUUUUUCAAUAAAAGAAUAACUGGUUUUCA
This is a messenger RNA of Parasteatoda tepidariorum (common house spider), 1260 nucleotides long. NCBI's taxonomy places the organism in Eukaryota, Metazoa, Arthropoda, Arachnida, Araneae, Theridiidae. The record is from RefSeq and is a predicted model, not a curated record.